ACAGCGACGAUGAGGCCAGUGAUCCUGUGUGCGACGGGCGCAUGGCUUAGCCAGGCCAGCACCGAAUACACCUGGCCUUCUCCUCACGAUGAGCUGGAAGACAUCCUGUCCCUGCAAUCCGGUCUCUAUGCACGCAACUUUGUAGCAGGCGUAACACCCUGCCUGCAGGGCGGCAACGUCAAAGGCCGUCAAAAUGCCGCCGAGUGGAUCCGCACGGCCAUGAGCGUCAUCGUCUCGCACAGCGCGUGCGGGGGUCCAAACAUUCCCAGAAUCCCGUUCCGUGCUGGCAGGAUCGACGCUUCGGAGGCAGGACCGACUGGCGUUCCCGAGGCGUUCACGCCUCUGGGAGAGACUGUCGCUCAGUUUCAAAAGGCUGGGGUCUCGGAAAAGGAGAUGAUCCAGCUCGUGGCGUGUGGGCAUACCCUCGGCGGCGUGCACAGUAACAACCACCCACAGAUAGUGCCAGGCGACAGCAGUAUAUGGAACGAUACGGUCGAGACAUUUGACCAGACGCCGCACAGUUUUGACAACCACAUUGCGACAGAGUACAUGCAGGGAGUGACGAGAAAUCCUCUGGUCAUGGGGCGGAACGACACGCUCAACUCGGACAAGCGCAUAUUUAGUUCUGACGGGAACAAGACGAUCAGCGAACUGGCAUCUCAGCCAAGCACCUUUGACGAAGUCUGCGCAAACGUCUUCCGCAAGAUGAUUGAUACCGUGCCUGCAAAUGUGGAGCUGUCAAAACCCAUCGAAGCUAUCGAAGUGAAGCCUUACAUCAUCGAUCUCUCGGUCGACAACGAUGGGAACUUGCAGUUUGCAGGUCGCAUUCGGGUUAGGACGACAGGCGGGAGAGACGAGAAGAGCUUGGUUGUCACUCUCACUCUCACCGACCGACAUGGCGAAACCUUCACGAGUCUCGUGGCGGCCUACUCUGGAAAUGCCACUGGUCUUUACGGGGAGACUUUUGCUUGGUACGAGUACCGCACCACUCUCAAUGGGCGGAGAGGUAUCAGCAAAUUUGAUGUUCACCUCGUCGACGCCGAUGGCACAGUUCAAGUCCACAACAAUGGUGGGAGAGGCUUCCGGGUGGAUGACUCGGUAGUCUACCAGCGUGCUGCCUCGUGUGUUUCCCGCUCGAGCUCAGGCGGUUUCAGAAAUGUGACCAUAACGGCAGCAGUCCGCAAAGAAAAGGCAGACUUGUCACUGUCAGUGGACGUGAUACGGCUCCAAAGGCGACAGGGUGUUAUUGUCAGGGCGAUGGAGGUAGAGAGAUUGGCCCUUCAAACCGGACAGACGCAUGGAGAUUGGGUUAUUCUCAGUGCUCCUGUUCAACUUGCGUCAACAGCAUGGGCCACAACAUUUGAUAUCAUCCAGGACGAUCCUGGCGGAAGCGGAUCAAAGUUGGAAUUUGUUCGGACCGAAUUAUGCCCUCGAAACUAGACUUGAAUAGGAAGGGAAAAGGAGCCCGAAAAGCAGAGCUCCAGCCCAUGAGCGCGUUUCACAGGACUCCCAAGUCGUUGGUACAAGUGCUCA
This is a messenger RNA of Pyricularia oryzae 70-15, 1533 nucleotides long. RefSeq lists its product as uncharacterized. The coding region runs from base 10 to 1440 and encodes 476 amino acids. Gene Ontology annotation, molecular function: heme binding; peroxidase activity. Gene Ontology annotation, biological process: cellular response to oxidative stress; response to reactive oxygen species; hydrogen peroxide catabolic process. The record is from RefSeq and is a predicted model, not a curated record. The transcript has 2 exons. NCBI's taxonomy places the organism in Eukaryota, Fungi, Ascomycota, Sordariomycetes, Magnaporthales, Pyriculariaceae.